Messenger RNA from Fundulus heteroclitus (mummichog), 552 nucleotides. RefSeq names its product ladderlectin-like. The record is from RefSeq and is a predicted model, not a curated record. Gene Ontology annotation, molecular function: signaling receptor activity. Lineage: Eukaryota; Metazoa; Chordata; Actinopteri; Cyprinodontiformes; Fundulidae. The transcript has 6 exons. Bases 76 to 537 code for a protein of 153 amino acids.
UGGUGCUGGCUGAUUCAGUAAACAGAUCCUUCAUCAUCAUCAGUUUUCAAAUCUGCAUCAUCUCAUCAACUCAUCAUGAAGCUGCUGGCUGUGUGUGUCCUGGUUUUCUCUGUGAUGGCUCAGACCAGAGCUGACCCUAUUCCAGAUGAUGGCUCCCCUGAUCCAGUUGUUGUGGCCAUGAGUCCUUCAUGUCCUAUCGGCUGGUCUCUGAUCAACAAUCGCUGCUUCCAAUAUGUUACCAGGAGCAUGACUUGGGCUGGAGCUGAGAAAAACUGUCUGUCCAUGGGAGCAAACCUGGCAUCAGUUCAUGACAUGAAUGAGUACCGUCAGGUUCAGUCUGUGAUAACUAUGGCAACUUACGGAUCCGGAAGAACAUGGAUUGGAGGCACUAACGCACAGGAGACAAGGGUUUGGUUUUGGAGCGAUGGAAGCCCUCUGCACUAUACAAACUGGUGUCCUGGAGAGCCUAAUAAUUAUGGAGGAUACCAGCACUGUUUGCAGAUGAACUAUUCAGGUGAAAGAGAUCAUCCAAUAUGAGUGUGUUUUUAUAGU